AUGCACUCUAGGAUUGGCGUUCACACAUCGCGAGCGUCGUUGACCCCCGCGGUGCUCACGCUCCAACACCCCACCAUCUUCAGCACCACCGGCAACGACAUCGCGACGGCAGAGAUUUGCGAAGCAACAGCAGGUUCAGCUGGCAUCCCCUGGCUUAAGACUCUGCUCACGGAGGUCCGCGAGCGCGCAUCUACGAGCACGGGAGCGCCUACGACAUUGAAGGCAGCAGGCGCUACAGAACGGUGA
This is a messenger RNA of Bipolaris zeicola 26-R-13, 246 nucleotides long. RefSeq lists its product as uncharacterized. The transcript is spliced from 2 exons. Lineage: Eukaryota; Fungi; Ascomycota; Dothideomycetes; Pleosporales; Pleosporaceae. The record is from RefSeq and is a predicted model, not a curated record. The coding region runs from base 1 to 246 and encodes 81 amino acids.